CGUCAUAGCGAGUUAUGUCAACAGUUAGCUGUCGAUAAAUAAGGACUGAAUGAUUUGCCAAAUCUCUAUCAAAACGUGUUGGCCACAAAGAAAACAGGUUCAGUGUGGAGAAGAUUAGCGGGCUUACAUUUUUUGUGUAUCAACAGUGAAAGUUAACUGAUAAUUCUGUAAUGGCUUCUGUGACUCAACAUGCUUCUACAUUUGGAUAGUUGACCAGACUCAAUACAUUGUAAUUUUGUGCGUCUUAUUUUUAACAAAGGCUGAAUAUUUUCUGUGUUGAAAAAAACAACAACUAGGUAACAAGUGUGUUUUUUUUUUACCUUUAGACUUGUGAAAUUGGACAAUAAAACAUUAAAUAAAUAAACAAAUUUCGAUCGUGUCAAGUGAUAGAGGAUCAGUGCUAACGAUGCUACUUCUCUGGAUGUUUGUUAUUGUGUGUGUUGAGCCACUGUUUCACAAGGACGGGGUGAGCAUGUUUGUGGCGGCCCAGUGCCCCACUAUACCGGAGUGUACAAAGUGUGAAGAGAACGGUCAAGCUGUGUGUGGCAGUGUGUGUCCAGCUGACAUCCCACUACCCGCCAGCACGACCUAUCUUAGAGUGGACAACGGCACUUGCACUGAUUGGGCAAAAAUGGGACUAAUUAGAGCUGCUUAUUUCCCGUCAAACACCAAUUUACAAGUGCUCAACUUAUCAAAUUCUCACGUGGACAGAUUUUUCGGUACACCAUUUACAUCAACGCCAAAUCUUAAGAGUCUAUUACUGUCAAACAACCACAUACGUGGAGUAGCCUCAGCUUACUUUACAUCGCUAACGCAACUAGAGGUGAUAGAUGUAAGUUUUAACACAAUUGGUGCUAUGUUAGCCUCAGCAUUCUCUAGUGUACCAACACUUAAACACCUGAACCUGGCCAACAAUGCACUGGCUAAACUAAUUACUGGGACAUUCAAUGGUCUGGCUAAUCUCAUAGAUCUCAAUCUGUCCAAUAACAGCAUAGCAACAAUAGACGCCGACGUCUUCCACCCUCUUGCUAAAGUACAAACCAUCAACAUCAACAACAACCAACUCACUGAUGUCCCCGCUACAAUGUUUGCUAACUUACUGAAUCUAAGGCUGCUAGAAAUUUCUGGAAACAAAAUAGCCACGCUAGCAGACGACUGUCUGUCAGGCACAUUUCUAGAUAAAUUAGACUUGUCCAAUAACCAACUGACCAACAUACCAACCAAGGCCAUCCAACAAGCCAGCAACCAACCCAAGACACUGGACCUCAGCAACAAUAAAAUAACACAAGUCAGCCACCAAGAUGUGACAAGUCUUACAGUAGAUACUUUAGAUCUCAGUGGGAACCCGUUAGCUCAAAUUGUGGACGGUACUUUUGAUGGCUGUACUAUCAAACAUAUUGACCUCAGUAACACAGGGCUGACGUCACUUCCUGCUUCCAUGGAAUCUUGGCUGACCAGUGGUCCAACCAGUCUCAACCUGGACAACCCCAACUGGUCAUGUGACUGUGACAUGCUGUGGUUGGGUCGACUGUUGCUCACUAAGACCUUCUCUCCCCCAUCGUGUGGAGCAGCCACCAAGUACAGUGGUACAACCCUCACCGCUGCCAUGCCACAGAUGGAGAUUGACUGCACGACAACCACCACGACAACUACCACUACUACUACAACAACUACAACAACCACGCCAACUACAACCACGACUACUCCGACCACUACAACUACACCAACGACUACGACAACGACCACCCCGACAACAACACCUACUACUACGACUACGACUACCACACCAACAACCACGACGACCCCCUCUACCACCACAACCCCAACGACCACAACAACUCCGACGACCACAACUCCAACACCAACAACCACUACGCCUACCCCAACCACUACCACACCAUCCACCACAACCAGGCCAACAACAACCACCACAUCAACCACCGCCCAACCCAUCGCCCCUCAACCCCAAACCCCCAGAUCCAACCCUAAUCCCCCCGCUCCCCCUGCCAGCACCACCAACAAAGACAUUGCGGACAUGAUGCCGAUAGUUCUAGCCGUGAUGGUCACUGUGGCGUUGGGCCUGGCCACUGCCGGCCUCAUAGCGUCCUGCUACUUAUGCAAAAAGACCAACAAAGUCCAGUCCCAACAGUACCCGCCCAUGCCGCCAAUGAAACUAGCUUGGCAGCCGGCCUAACUCUGUUGGUACCCGCAUUGAUGGGACCGUUCCCUGAGGUACAGUUCCAUUAGAGCAAUUACAAUGAUAAGGCUACAACUACAACAUCCCACCAGGACUACUUAAUUGAUUACAAAUAAAGCACCAAGAACAAAAUUUUGAAAAGUCAGUUUUGCCCGACAAGAAAAAUUACUAAGUUAAUGGACACAAGCGAGAAAAGUCUCAAAGGUAUUUGAGAGGUGCAUAAAUUAAUUUAAAAAUCUUGCACGGCGUAGUUACAAUUAAUAUGGUUAUAAAAUCUGGUUUGGUCUGGUUUUUUUCGGACUUUACUAAAGAUUGGACGUAUUUGAUGUUUUUAAUAUUUUCGGUAACUAAAUAAAAAUUAAAAAAAAAAGCAAAAACAAUUUGGUUUUCACGUGUAAUGGCGACAUAAACAAUGGCGUCCUGCUAUUGGAUAGGCCGACAUAAAUUGUAUUGUACACAUUGUAAGCUAAAAAUAGAAAACUAGGUCAUGGGGUUUUAAAUUUGCAUUGUUAUUUAAAAACUUGAUCUGCAAAGUUUUGUAAACAAAUAGUUAUCGAUCACUAAGUUACUGUACAGCCAAUCAAUAUUUGUCUUACGAAAGUGAAACAUCCGGUUAUAACUUAGGCUUGAUGAAAAUAAAUAGAAAUGUAGCCUUAAACUCAACAAAUUAUUUUCAAGUUCUCUGGAUUUGCAACUUUUAUAGCAUUUAUUCUAAAAAUAUAAAAUUUCUAAAUUAAUUUUAGGCUUAAGUUUUUAUUUUUAAUUUUUUUUUACGGUCUAAAUCUAAAAAGCACGUUUUUAUUCCAUGUCAACAACACUAUGGAAGGAAUCUCGUCAACUCGCUUGUCUCCAUUAAAUACUUUAUUUUCUCGUACCAAAUGUUUAUUAGUUUUGAUGAAUGAAAAGAUAGCAAAUAAUAUUAAUAAAAUAUCACUUAAAUGCAUAGGUUUAAUAAUAAACUAAGAAUGACUAUUUUAAGCCAAGACAGACAUGAAAUAGUUAAUGAACGAAUACAUCUCCACGGUUGACUGUUACCUGUUUAUACAGUAUUACCUUGUGUGUUUUUUUUACAAUGACCUACAACUUUUGCAGCCUGUGAUAAUACGUUAAUCCACUCACCCAAUAAUUUUAUUUUACUUCUAUGUCCAACACUUUUAGUUAAUGAUUUUGAAUGUGUCUUAUAAUGUAUUUUAUGUUCAAUUAUUUAGCAAUAUUUUUUUUUGAACUAUUGGAAAUUAGCAUUGUUAAAAUAACCAAAAGUAUGAAUUUUUAAAUAUAUGUUGAAAUUAGUUAAAAUUACAUAGAUAUUUUUCCUAAGGACUAUUCCGGAACUAA
This is a messenger RNA of Physella acuta, 3532 nucleotides long. RefSeq names its product platelet glycoprotein Ib alpha chain-like. Lineage: Eukaryota; Metazoa; Mollusca; Gastropoda; Physidae. The record is from RefSeq and is a predicted model, not a curated record. Gene Ontology annotation, molecular function: protein binding.